UGGCGGACUCUUAAACCCAAAAACUCUAACUCAAAUUAUGCAAAUUAAAAAUUGAUGUUCAAUAACUGUAAAGAGAGAAUUUUCGAUUGCACGAGCUGAAUUUUGACAAAAUGGCGGAUUUGCCGAAUGCGCCGUCGAGUUUUUGGACUCAGGCCAAUGCGUUGCUGAGGAAGAAUUUGACAUUUCAGAAACGGAGUAUCAAGACAAACAUCCGACUAGUUCUAUCCCCAUUCUUCCUCUGUUUGUUGCUUGUUCUCAUCCAAUCUUUGGUGGACAACGAGUUAGACAAGCCCUCAAACAGGUGUGGCUGCACUUGUGUCGAUACUGAUGGGAAUGGUCAAUGUGAGAGAAGAUGUGGGAUAGAAUACUCAACUUUGGACCAAGGGUUCACCUGUCCCAUUCCCCAUCCACCAGCAUGGCCUCCAUUAUUACAGAUACCAAAGGAACAAUUUCGUGCAGUGAGAACUGAGUCUACCUCAUAUCAAGACUUGCCUGAUGAUUCGUGCAAGAGAACAGGUUCCUGUCCUGCAACUAUGCUUAUUACAGGAAAUAACCGAACAUUUGGACAAAGUGUGGCUGGAAACAUGUUCCCAACACCAUCCAAUAUAAAUUUCUCUGAUAUACUGUUCAGCAUAGCUGAUGUGGCCUUGGGUUCGGAAUCAAGGACUGAGUACACCAAUUUUCUUGAUGCAGCAUUUUUUUCCAACACUCCCCUUGAUUUUCUUCAACCUCAAUGUGCAUCAAACUCACAUUUCUCCGUUCCUCUCCAAUUAGGUUCUGCUACAAUACAGCAAGAUGCACGUUGCAUUCAAACCUUGCGUUUAUGGCGCAACAAUUCUUCAGAGAUAAAUGGUGAGCUUUACAAGGGUUAUCGUAAAGGGAACCCAGAGCGACAAAUUAAUGAGAUUGUAGCAGGUUCGUCACAACAUCUCAACACUGGCAAUAAAUUCGCCAUUUUAUUUGAAUUACCAAGUUCACUGUCAUUUUGUUUUGCAGCCUAUGAUUUUGUUAAUUCAAAUGAGAAUCUAUUCAAUGUUACAAUAUGGUACAAUUCUACAUAUAAGAAUAACACAGGCAAUCAGCCUCUUGCUUUGACGCGGGUGGCUCGUUCCGUAAAUUUGGCAUCAAAUUCAUAUCUUCAAUUUCUAUUAGGGCCAGCUACAAAAUUGCUUUUUGAGUUUGUAAAAGAAAUGCCAAAACCUGAAACAAGACUCAGGCUGGAUUUCUCCUCUCUCCUUGGGCCACUCUUCUUUACCUGGGUCAUUUUUCAAUUGUUUCCUGUUAUACUGACAUCAUUGAUUUACGAGAAACAAUUCAGAUUGAAAAUUAUGAUGAAGAUGCAUGGGCUUGGUGAUGGACCUUACUGGAUGAUAUCUUAUGCAUAUUUUCUUGCAAUAUCUACAAUGUACAUGAUAUGCUUUGUGGUAUUUGGAUCAGGCGUAGGUUUAAAAUUCUUCACACUAAAUGAUUACAGCAUCCAGUUUGUAUUUUAUUUCCUCUACAUAAACUUGCAAGUGUCUCUAGCUUUUCUUGUAGCUGAUGUAUUCUCAAACACGAAGACUGCUACAGUUGUGGGGUAUAUGAUGGUAUUUGGAACUGGGCUCUUGGGUGCCUUCCUCUUCCAGUUCUUUCUUGAAGAUUCUUCAUUUCCAAGAGCUGGAAUAAUCGCUAUGGAAUUAUAUCCAGGAUUUGCCCUUUAUCGUGGAUUAUACGAGUUUUCACAAUAUUCAUUUGCUGGGAAUUACAUGGGAACUGAUGGAAUGCGAUGGAAAGAUUUGAAUGAUAGCAAAAACGGGAUGAGUGAGGUCAUGAUUAUCAUUGCUGUGGAAUGGUUAAUUGUUCUUGGUGUUGCAUAUUAUGUGGAUCAAGUUUUUUCAUCUGGAAGAGAUCCCCUGUUUUUCUUUCGGAGGCACCAAAAGAACCUCUCGUCAUCCUUCCGGAAACCUAGCUUGCAAAGGCAAGGAUCUAAAGUUUUCGUUCAGAUUGAGAAACAGGAUGUUGAGGAAGAGAGGGAGAAGGUUGAACAAUUGCUACUUGAAUCAAGUACAACUCAUGCAAUUAUCAGCCAUAAUCUUAAAAAGAUCUACCCAGGCAGGGAUGGAAACCCAGAGAAAUUUGCGGUGAGAAACCUUUCUCUUGCUUUGUCGCAGGGGGAAUGCUUUGGCAUGCUCGGUCCUAAUGGUGCAGGCAAAACUUCAUUUAUUAAUAUGAUGAUUGGGCUCACAAAGCCCACUUCUGGAAGUGCAUAUGUUCAGGGAUUAGAUAUAUUGACUGAUAUGAACAGAAUAUACACUAGCAUGGGUGUGUGUCCCCAGCAUGACUUACUAUGGGGAACUUUAACGGGAAGAGAGCAUCUACUUUUCUAUGGAAGGCUUAAAAAUCUCAAAGGAGACUCCUUAUUAAAUGCUGUGGAAGAAUCUCUGAAGAGUGUAAACUUAUUUUAUGGUGGGGUGGCAGACAAACAAGCACGCAAAUAUAGUGGAGGCAUGAAGAGGAGGCUAAGCGUUGCCAUUUCACUCAUCGGAGAUCCAAAAGUAGUGUACAUGGAUGAACCAAGUACGGGACUUGAUCCUGCUUCACGAAACAUGUUGUGGAACGUAGUCAAACGAGCCAAACAAAACAGAGCUAUAAUUCUUACUACGCAUUCGAUGGAAGAGGCUGAGCACUUAUGUGAUCGUCUUGGAAUCUUUGUGGACGGAAGCCUGCAGUGUGUAGGAAACCCUAAAGAGCUCAAAGCUAGAUAUGGAGGAUCUUACGUGUUCACAAUGACAACAUCCCCUGAUCAUGAGCAAGAAGUCGAGAACCUAGUACGAAUCCUCUCCCCCAAUGCUAACAAGAUAUACCAGAUCUCGGGGACACAGAAGUUCGAGUUGCCAAAGCAAGAGAUAAGAAUAGCAGAUGUGUUUGAGGCAGUGGAGAAGGCGAAGAGUAGGUUCACUGUUCAAGCAUGGGGCCUCGCAGAUACGACGUUAGAGGAUGUCUUUAUAAAGGUUGCAAGGGGGGCUCAAACAUUCAACACUCUCUCAUAAUAGCUGAUGUUUGUCUAUUGCUGCUUCAAAGCUUUCAACAGUUGAUUCUGUUUUCGAUUUUUUUAGGCACACUGUCGACUUUCUGUUGGAUUCUUGUAUCGUGUAUUUACAUAUGUAAUUAAUUAAUAUUUGACGCCAUGUAAAUAGUAUAUCUUCAGGUCUAGGCACAAAAAGUGAUUUUGUUGUAAGUUGCAUAGAAAACUAAAUAAAAUCCAUGUAAUUUGUAUGUUGAAUGGUAGAUUUGGAAUAUUAUUGACA
Salvia splendens (bonfire salvia) is the source of this 3287-nucleotide messenger RNA. RefSeq names its product ABC transporter A family member 7. The coding region runs from base 111 to 3029 and encodes 972 amino acids. Gene Ontology annotation, molecular function: lipid carrier activity; ABC-type transporter activity; ATP binding. Gene Ontology annotation, biological process: transmembrane transport; lipid transport. Lineage: Eukaryota; Viridiplantae; Streptophyta; Magnoliopsida; Lamiales; Lamiaceae. The transcript has 17 exons. The record is from RefSeq and is a predicted model, not a curated record. Gene Ontology annotation, cellular component: membrane; intracellular membrane-bounded organelle.